AUGUCUACCCCGGGAAGUGUUCAGACCUACUCUUCCGCGCCUCUUAAUCCCAACAACACCGAGGAAGAGACGCACGCAACCACGUCGCCGCCACAACCCGCUACUGCAAUCGAAGCCGCGACGACAACAGCCACUCAACCCCCAAUCACGCCUGCAGCAGCGACUGCCCCGUCAUACUCUCCCAUCUAUACAACUGCGCAACCUGAGAACACACCCGCUCAGCCUGGCGCAGCACCGAGCCUGCCAGCUCCAACAGCAGCCCCUGCGCAAUCCUCCAGCAACUUCACCGCGACCCCAACUACCACUCUCCCAACCGCCACAUCCACCCAGUCCCCUCCUCCUCCCCAGCCAGGGGCCGUUCCUAUUCCUGCGAAUCCUACAGUCGUGCAACAGUCGGUUCCACCUCCUCCCAAGGCAGGCGCAGCUGUCUCUCCUCCCCAGCCUUCUGCCGCGCAACCCACUGCUGCCUUCCAGCCUCCAACCCCGUUUACCCAGUCUUACUCUUACCACCGCUCUCCACACGCGCACGCUGAUACCCCAAACUCCACAUCCUCCCCCUACGCCACCGUGUACCAGUCGCACGCUGGUGCCGGCCCCUCGCAGCCGCAAGCCCUCCCUCUACACUACAGCAGCGGAGCUGGCGGAGGCGCGAACAACAUUUUCCCGGACGAUGAGCCUUCUUUCUUCAACACUGCCAAGUCCUGGAUGCAGACUGCCGGCACGAAGCUCGCGGAGGUGGAAGCGGAGGUGUGGAAGCGGAUCAACAAUGCCCACGACGAGAAAUGA
Molecule: messenger RNA, 786 nt
Organism: Penicillium macrosclerotiorum
Lineage: Eukaryota; Fungi; Ascomycota; Eurotiomycetes; Eurotiales; Aspergillaceae
Exons: 1
Coding region: 1-786 (261 amino acids)
Source: RefSeq, a predicted model, not a curated record